GGGUUUUUGUGAACUAGGGUUUUGUUUUUGGUCCUAUACGAAAUUCAGUAAUCUGAUAAUUAUUUACAACAAUAUACGCGUAUAUUAGCGUUGUAGGUUUGUGAAAAUUGUUGUGCAGAUUGAUAAUUUGUGGAGUUGAUUUUGGAAUUUUAGUUGGAGCAAUCUGCUUCGAGUUUCGGAGAGCGAUGGCUUCUCUUUUCAAGGAUCCAUCGAAGCUUUCAGCAUAUAGGGAUCGAAGAUUUCCUGGAUCACAGGAGGACUUUGAACACGCACUCCUGACAUCAAUUACCGUUUAUGUGGGGAAUAUGUCAUUUUAUUCAACAGAAGAGCAAGUUUAUGAGCUCUUCUCUCGAGCUGGGGAAAUUAAGAAGAUAAUUAUGGGCUUGGAUAAGAACUCAAAAACUCCUUGCGGCUUUUGUUUUGUCUUGUACUACUCUCGAGAAGAUACUGAGGAUGCUGUCAAGUAUAUAAGUGGGACAAUUCUUGAUGAUCGUCCUAUUCGUGUGGAUUUUGAUUGGGGAUUCCAGGAAGGCAGGCAAUGGGGCCGUGGUCGAAGUGGUGGACAGGUGCGUGAUGAAUAUCGUACCAAUUAUGAUCCUGCUAGAGGCGGUUAUGGAAAAUUAGUUCAGAGGGAGCUGGAAGCAAGGCAGCUUGUUGAUUAUGGUACUGGUUCAUUGGGCUCUUUCCCACCAGUUAUGCCACCUCAGUAUGGUGGUGGUGGUAGACAUGGUGGAAGUCAUGGUCAUGUGGGUUCUUAUCGUAAAGAUUACCAUCGGAAGCGACACCGAGAUGAUGACCGCCAUGGGCAUGAGGCCUCAAAGAGAGCCUCUGAUCAUGAAUCCAGAAGAAGCUCUGAUCACGAAUCCAGACCGGAGAAGAAUCCACGAUUUCGUGAGAGUGGCGAUUCUGAUGAUGACGAGGAAGAUGACCGGAAACGGCGGUCUUAGCCAGAUUCUUGCUACUGUAUUUUGAUCUAUAGAAUAGCAUUUCUGUGCUUUGAUAGCAAGAGAUGUUCCCAAAUUUGGUGGGGUGUUUCAUGUAAUGGUACAAAAACCGUAAAACAACAGAUUUGGCUUUCCCUCUCCCCCUCAGAAUGCCUAAAAUUGCUCCCGGAAUUAUGCACCUUUCCAAUGUCUAAUGCCGGAAAUCCUGCUAAUGGCGGGCAUUGCAUCAAACUGUGAAACAACAGAUUUUUCCUUUUUCUUUUGAAGUAUUUUUUAUUUUUUA
Corylus avellana is the source of this 1227-nucleotide messenger RNA. The record is from RefSeq and is a predicted model, not a curated record. NCBI's taxonomy places the organism in Eukaryota, Viridiplantae, Streptophyta, Magnoliopsida, Fagales, Betulaceae.